AUGCCUAAAUCUUCUAAUUACACUGAGGAGCAGUUGCAAAGAGCUGUUGAUGCGUACAAAAGCAAUUCAAAAUUAAAAAUCACAUCUCUGUCGCGAGAAUUCAAAGUCCCAUAUGCCACCUUAUAUAGGAGGAUCAACGGGAAGAAAUCAAGGACUAUGAGGGUUCCACUGAAUAGAGCAUUGAAUGACAGCCAGGAGGAGGCAAUUAAGAUAUGGAUUCAUCAGUUGGAUAUUAAUUUUUGCCCGCCCACCAUCGAGCAUAUCGAAGCCGCCGCGAACCGCAUGUUGAGACAGCAUCAUACAGAUCCAGAGACCGCACCUCCCACAGUAAGCAAGAUGUGGGCAUAUCAAUCCAUCAAACACCUGCCAGAUUACGAACGGGUCAAGCAAAAGCCCAUGAAUCCAAAACAGAUGUCUUGUGAGAAUAUAAGCUUCAUUAUCAACUGGUUUGAUCAAUAUGAAGCUGUCUUCAAUCAAUAUCACUUUUUCCCCUGCGAUAUCUACAACUUUGAUGAGAUUGGAUUUCAAGAAGGAGAAGGAUGUGGACAGUGGGUUAUAACUGUCUUUAGAGACACAAAUUCCAUCAUACAGUCAUCAUACUCCCGCGGGUUAAUAACAGUGGUGGAGUGUAAGAAUUCAUCCAAUACUGUGAUCUUCAUAAGAUUAUUCUAUUCAGAUUCCCAUCUCAUACAAGUCAUAUUCUACAACCUCUUGAUGGCAUACCUUUUCAGCAGCAUAAGCAUUAUCAUACAAAGGCAGUUAAUGAGGCCGCCCGCUACGGAUAUGAGCACAUUCAAACCUGGCACUGUGAGAGCUGGCUUUGCCGACCGCGGAAUGUAUCCAGUUAAUUGCGAUAUAAUUCUCAAUCGAUUGAGACCUCUUACCAUUGAUGAUGCCCCGGAUCUCAACAUAUAUGAUGGUGAUGGUGAUGUAUGCAAUCACUUUACCCCGCCGCCUGCAGAUCGACUGUCAACUGCCUCUUUGCAAUUAACCUCCCCAGAGACAGUUGCAAAACUACGUCGCCAAAUCGAUGCAGCAGCCAAGGCCUUACAAGAUGUGAAGGAUACCCUUACACCUGGUUUGACAAGGCGGUUGGACAAGAUCUUCAAGGGUAGCAUGGUCCAGGCGGAAUUGAACGCGCACCGUGAGGGUGAACUUGCAGGUCAUUAUCGAGCAAAUAGACGUCGGGUCGUCAAAUCCUCCCGCAGGCAGGUGCAAGUAGGCGGAGUCCUCACUAUUAAGGAUGCCAAUCGCAAGAUCGCGACCCGUAGAGCAGAUGAGAUGAAAAAGACGUUCAAUAAGAAUCUUCAGUCGAUUGGAAUCAAACCUACAAAAUCUACAGCCACUCAACCACAACAAGAUAAUUCUAUAGAAUCUCAACCUACAGUGGAUUCUACACCUUCUAAUGAAUAG
Histoplasma mississippiense is the source of this 1413-nucleotide messenger RNA. RefSeq lists its product with no specific name. NCBI's taxonomy places the organism in Eukaryota, Fungi, Ascomycota, Eurotiomycetes, Onygenales, Ajellomycetaceae. Bases 1 to 1413 code for a protein of 470 amino acids. The transcript is spliced from 4 exons. Gene Ontology annotation, molecular function: DNA binding. The record is from RefSeq and is a predicted model, not a curated record.